AUGCAAAAAAGCACUCUCGCACUACCCAAGGAAGGUGCUGCAGAGGUUCUGCAAUCGGGCGAUGACAUCCCCUGGCACUUUGCCGCCAAUGUUCUGGACUAUGCAAGGAUAAUGAAAGGCACUACCGGAUACAUGGAAGAGCAGUAUGACCAAGAAGUGGAGGAUAUAACCAAGCAGGAGAAAGAAGACGAACUGAUGUUUCACGAAGAUAACGAAUGGACACAGAAAGCCAUCAGGGCAGUCCAUGCGGCGAAGGAGAAGCUGAAGGAGCUUGAUGCCGCUCAGACGACGGCACUUGCAGCCUCCUCCGGUGCCGGAUCCGGCCGCGCUAAGAAGCGUGACGAGGACCUGGAUUUCUUUUUCUACUCUGCCCCUCCGCACCUUUAUCUAAAUCCCUUGGAUAUCAGGAUCCUAAAGACCCAAUUUGGGUCUUUCUCCGAAUUCCCAACAACGCUUCUUCCAAGGGUUGAGCAUAUAUCCACAGGCAAUGCUGUGGACGAUGUCAUGCGGAAACGCGCAAAGUACUUGGGUCAUCUACCCCGGGGAUGUCUCAUCAGCUUCCUUGAAUGCGACUGGACUGACAUCGUUACCCCUGAGGUUCUCGAGACCUUCAAAGAGGAUAUCGAGCGCCGGCGCAAGAAGAAUAAGGACAAAAUUGUUCAGGAGGAGCGCGAGCGCUUGCAGGCGGAGCGACUGGAAGCCGAACAAAUUCGUGAUGCCAGGCGUCAAGCCGGCCCAUUAGCGGAAGAAGGGACCAUUCGGUAUGGUAAUGCCGAUGCGGAUCGGCCCCCGGUGAACAUGGAUGACUUCAUUCCCCUUGGCGCGGAGGCACCAAGUACAACACCACCUAACCCAAGGGCUGGAUUUGGGACUCUGUCAGAGAUGAGUACUAGCCCGGGCGCACAAAGGACAGUCUGGGGUACGCCAGCUAUCCAUGGGGAAGAGCCCGACUACAUGGCGCCCAGGAAUCCGGUUGACGAUGGCUGGUUGAAGGAUGAUGAUGUUCUAGACAGCUUGGGCGCGCAGGAUAUUGCGUUCCAGAUGGAGGCAAUGGGACUUGAGAAUGGUGCUGGUAGCAGCAGUGCUGCCGCUGCCAGUGCUGCUGCUGCUUCCGCGGUGGGCGGUGCUAAGGCUGGCGGUGGCGCCAGAGGUGGAAAGAAGAAGAAACAGAAGAUCACAUUGAUGAGCACCGGAGGUAGGAGGGGCAUUUAG
Messenger RNA from Sordaria macrospora k-hell, 1212 nucleotides. RefSeq lists its product as uncharacterized. NCBI's taxonomy places the organism in Eukaryota, Fungi, Ascomycota, Sordariomycetes, Sordariales, Sordariaceae. The record is from RefSeq and is a predicted model, not a curated record. Gene Ontology annotation, molecular function: transcription cis-regulatory region binding; metal ion binding. Gene Ontology annotation, biological process: positive regulation of transcription by RNA polymerase II.